AUGAAGGGGACAUUAAUAGAGAAAAAUAUGAAAAAGAUAUAUAUUGGCAAAACUGCCCUCAAAACACAGAGAAAUGGUUGCAAACAUCAGAAAAGAAGCUCUUUCCACGACCACAAGGAUGACCUCCGUAAACGCCUGUCGUACACCACCCACAAACUAGAGAUGGUGGAGACAGAGUUUGAUUCCACUCGGCAGUACCUGGAGACAGAGCUGCGCCGGGCCCAGGAGGAAUUGGAGAAAUUCACAGAGAAACUACGCAGGAUCCAGAGCAGCUAUGCAGCUCUUCAGAGGAUCAACCAGGAUUUGGAGGACAAGAUGCACAGAACGUCCCAGCACCAUGAAGAGGAAAAGAGAGCCCUCAGCCGGGAAAUCAUCCUCCUCAACAACCACCUCAUGGAGGCAAAGAUCACCAUCAACAAACUCAGAGAGGACAACGACCUGUACAGGAAAGACUGCAACCUGGCAGCCCAGCUGCUGCAGUGCUCCAAGUCUCACUACAGAGCACACAAGAUGUCUGAGCUGCCACUGGAUUUCCAGGAACGCAUCAGUUCCCACAUGGAGAAGCAGAAUCGGGGUAGUGGAGCCUCUGUAGCGAUGUGCCACUCAAAUUACUCCGACGCCGUGCCCACAGCCAUAAUUGCCAAGGUACUGGAAAAGCCAGAACCAGGAAGCAGUUGCCCUGUAACGCGCUCCCCGAGCCCACAACCGCAGGAUGGAGACUUUCUUACAGGAACAGGAAGCACUGAUCAACUGAGCCGCCGCAUUUCGUAUAAAUCAUCCGACCUGUACUGCAGCGAUACAGCCCUUUACUGCCCUGAGCGAUGGCAAGAUACAGAGCGCAGGCAGAGUGUCGACCUCCAAGGCACCGGCCUGCUCCAGCUUCACACCCAGAACUCCACCGACAGCAACCCAGAGGAAGAAGCCUACCACUCUGGAAGUUUCUCCCACCAUGAGCCUCCAUCCUCCUUCCACCACCACGAUGACUUCGGCACUGGUAGCCUCCCUGCCUCCAGUUCCUACUCCAGCUUCAGCCUCGCAUCAGAUGAAAAGGGGGGAGUUAGUGGUGGUUGUGGCCGCACUGCCAGCAGCACCUUGUCCUCUUCCCAUCAGGGUCUCUAUAUGGACUGGCGAGAUGGUGGCAGUGGGGACUAUGAGCGCAAAAGUAUGUCCUCCUAUGAUAAAGACAGCCCCAGCUUCCCCAAGUCCCUCAGCAUCCAGCACAUGGUGACCCCCAGGAGCCCGCAGAAGGGCACAUCACCAACGUACACAAGGACGGCUUCAUGCUUCAGCGAACCAUACCAUUCCAGCACGCCUCGCCUGGCGUCCUCUCACAGCAUGGGGUCCACAACAGGACUGGGCCAAGCUCAUGGGGGAGCUCUGGACAGCCGUGGUGACGUCCAGGUCCCUGAGGACGACUUAAGCAGCCGAUGGAGGCAGCUCAGCGUGGAAGACAUCAACACAUUUGCAUCUUCCUACCGUAACAUCACAGGGCGUGUCUCUCCAUAUAGCUUCUCUGAGCGCCACUUUGCCAUGGGCCCCUCCAGUAAGGUCAAGGGGUCCCUCUACAGCAGCUUCCAAGAAGGAGAUGAUGUCUUCCACAGCCGCGUGCUGGACCAGUGUUUCGCUGUCGGCCCCCCUUCCUCCAGCCGCAGCCAGAAACCCAUGGAGCAUCGUAAGCAGGAGAAAACUUCUGUGCUGUACAGAGCCAAGGAGGACAGUCAGGACUCCGAGUGCAGUUUGUUCCUCUCAGGGAGCUCUAAAGAGAAGGAGAGCAGUGGGGGAGCGACGGCGGCAAGCAGCACCAAGAAGGACUACGUGAAUCUGAGUGCAGACAGCUCGGCUGAGUCCUUACACCAAAGCUCCCUCGAAGCUUCAAGUCUUCAACACUACCCCAGCCCCAGGCCGAGCGUCCGGCCCCGCCCGAGCUCCAGCUCCGCUCUCAGUGUCGGCCCUGCACUCCCAAAGAAGACCUCUCUAAGAUACCAAAAAUUUGGCAGCACGGGACUGACAAGGAAGGACAGUUUGACCAAGGCACAGCUCUACGGUACGCUGCUGAACUGA
This is a messenger RNA of Plectropomus leopardus (leopard coralgrouper), 2061 nucleotides long. NCBI's taxonomy places the organism in Eukaryota, Metazoa, Chordata, Actinopteri, Perciformes, Serranidae. The record is from RefSeq and is a predicted model, not a curated record.